AUGUCAAUCGAAUCCCACCCCAAGCUCGUCGGCCUGGACCUUAUUCAAACAACCUUCAAGAAAGUGGGAGACCAUGAAAUCAGAACAGACAUUCUCAUCCCCAAAAAGCCAUUGGACGGCAAGAGACCCGUCAUCCUCCGCUUCCACGGUGGCGGCUUGGUAAUGGGCGACUCCCUCUACAUGGACUUCUGGCCUUGGUGGCUCUCAGAUCUGGCCCUCCAAGAGAAUGCCAUAAUAAUCAGCCCAAAUUACCGCCUUCUACCGGGUUCAACAAGCAGCGAAAUCUGCAGCGACAUCGAAGACUUCUGGACCUGGGUGCAGAGCCCGUCUCUGACAAACAUCCUCGCCGCGCACUCGACACCGACUUCCGCUGAUCUCUCCCGUGUAUUGAGUUUCGGCGAGUCAGCUGGUGGGCUGAUCAGUUUGAAUCUUGCACUCGCGCACCCGGCUGGGAUUCGCUCUUGCACGGCUGCGUAUCCGUUGGUUGAUCCGUGUUCCGCGGCAUUCACCAAGCCGAGAGCUAAGGGGCCGUUUGGUAUGAUGGUUCCGGAGAGUGUUGUGAAGGAGACGUUGGAUGUUGUUGUUCCCGGCACUGUUGAGUCAUCUAUUACUGAGCAGGAACGGCUGGGCUUUAUGCUUGGCGCUAUUAGUUAUGGGACUCUGGGACAGCUUUAUGAGCGGGGUGUUGAGGAAUUAGGAAGAGAGUUUAGGUUCCCUGGUGUUAAGAUUGAGCAGGAGGGGACAACCAUUCCGCGGGGUGGUAUAACUAUUAUUCAUGGACGACAGGAUAGUGUUGUUCCUGUCGGGGAUGUAGAGAAGUUUGUUAAGCGUGCCCGCGAGGUGUUUGGGGAUGAGAAGGUUAUUUUUACUGUUAAGGAGGGGGAGCAUGGGCUUGAUGCUCCGUUGAGAUUCGAGGAAGCGUGGUUGCAGGAGACUUUCAAGGCUGCGAUUCAGACUUGGUUGGCAUAG
Molecule: messenger RNA, 969 nt
Organism: Penicillium antarcticum
Lineage: Eukaryota; Fungi; Ascomycota; Eurotiomycetes; Eurotiales; Aspergillaceae
Exons: 2
Coding region: 1-969 (322 amino acids)
Molecular function (GO): hydrolase activity
Source: RefSeq, a predicted model, not a curated record